AUGACGACCCCAUACCCGGAGUCGCCCGCGACCAUGCCGGCGCAUAACCGCGACAACGCUCGCAUAUUGCGAGAAAUAUUGCAGCCAAAUUGGUCCAGACUGUCUUCUAAUGACCAGAGAAUUGCGGCAGAGCAGGUCUUGUUAUGUCUCAACUCGGCAUUGCUGCAGUACCCAUCAAACUACAGCAGCAUCAGCGCUUAUCGAAACGGGAAGCUCCAAGGUCUUCCAUUCCCGAGAGCACGAUGGCUGGUCCUCGCGAUCUGGCUCGGUGAGGCUGCUCUCAAGAACUACGACAAGAGGCUUGCGAAGAAAUGGCGAUACGCCCCUUGGGCAGACAUGGUUCCAGUCAAAUGUCCCAUGACCCAUCUGAGCAAGUCGGAGUACAAUGCGAGCCGCCGGUGCACAGCGAUUACGCAGACACCAAAAGACACGCGACAGCAGGCGGCUUCAAAUGCCCAGGUAGCAACAGAGGCGGCAUACGAGCAAGUCUUGACGCAGGCGGUCAGCAAACCAGCCCGCGGGGCCCCGUUUGCUGAAAAAGACGGCUACGACGGAGGCGAGGACGCCAUCGAAGAGGAGAACGACGAAGGCAGGGUCGAAGACGACAACGGCGGUGCAUAUGGCGAGAUCUUUUAUUACCACGGCGACGAUGACGACAGCGACUAUGUCGACAGCGAAUACGACCCCGGCGAAGACAACAGCGGCAAAACCAAUGGCGGCAAAGACGACGACGACGAAGGACAGAAUGCUGAGAAGGCGGUAGCCUCUGCCGCCAGCGACUGCGCUUCCGAUCGCCCAGUCCCAUCCAGUAACGACCUGACAGGCGCCGACACCCGCGAGGUCGAGCAAACGGACGAUCAAAAUCAUGACGACAACGGACGGCCCAUGAACUUGGAGGCUCUGGAAAUCGACGUCGAUCGCGACGCGACCUCAUCAUCUGACGAUCUUGACGACCAAGAUGACGACAGUGUCCCUGAUGGCGACCCGUACUGGAAGAAGGUCGCCAUUAGACGCAAAAAGCGCCUAUACAAGGUGAAUGACGGUGACGCCGGGGCCGCUAAACGGACCGAGAAUCUGCGCCUCCGCUAUCGACGGUAUAAGGAAGCCUGGAAGAAAAAGAACGACGAAGUCGCUAUAUUCUUGCGCCAUAGCAUCAAGCUUGAGACUCAUAAUUCAGAGCUAUACGAGCAGCUAGAGGAAGCCGGUGAUCGAGAGAGCUUGAUGCAAGAGACGAUACGAGAGCAAGCAGAGCAGCUCGCCGCCAUGCAGGGACGGAUAGAUGACAUUGCUCGCUCAAAUGCGUCUCUGGAGGAGCAGCUUACUCUGCAAUCGAACGCUGGAGAAUUCCUCCGUUCACAAAUCGAAGAGAAAAACGACAUCAUUCGACGUCUUCGCGAUGAUGUAGCUCGUCUUGCUACCCGCAGUGUCACUGGCAGGCGGGACAUGGCGGUCGGAACGGACCAAAGUGGCGCGACCGGCAAAACAGAGGCCGGCACGAUGGACAGCGCGGAUACCGACACGCGUGGUGAUACAGACGGGAAGCGGGAUGACGCUCUUCUUGCAGCUCGCGCUGAGAUUGCGUGGGAGGACAAAAUCACUUUGGAGCAGACCUUCAAGCAAGUAGCCAGCCAACUCAUCACCGAGCUCAAGGACAGCCUGUCGACCUGCAGCAGCUGCACCGAAAAGAGCGAACAGUUGCUCGACCUCCACCGUAAACUUCAAGCCGCAAACGAGGUCCUCGACGAAAGGGCAAAGACGGUGGCCGACACCCAGGGCAAGCUGAACGCCAAGGACGCGCAGAUCGACGAGCUGCGCCAGAAGCUCGACCAUACCCAGCAACACGCGGCGCAGCUUCCCGGCAUUUCCGACCUGUUGGAGCAAUUCGCCCACGUCAAGGCGGAACUAUCUGAGCGAGCCGCCGUCGAGGCGGAGCGCGUGGCGGCCAAGAAGCGAGCUGACGCCCUCGCAGAACGGCUUUGGGUUGAGAAACAUGGGCGGAGCAAGGCAGAGGGCCAAGUCCGCAGCUUGAAGCACAAGCUCGGUAACGAAAGCGACAAGCCCGCCCAGGCCCAGCACCAGGUCAAUGAAUUGCCCAAGACGCGGCUCGAGAUGGAACAAGAGGAAUGCGGCUCCUUCUCCAAAGUUGGCGAGCUCGAGAAACAGUUGCGUGAGCAGAAACGGGCCAGAGCUGUGCUGGAAGCUAGAGUCGGCGAACUGGAAGAGCAGCUCCGCCGGACCAAGGAAUCCCAGGCGGCGGCCGAGGACAAAGUCAAGACGGCGCCGGACGACCUCGAUCAAUACAGAACCCGCUCGGAGAAGGCCUCGGAAUAA
Purpureocillium lilacinum is the source of this 2331-nucleotide messenger RNA. RefSeq lists its product as uncharacterized. Lineage: Eukaryota; Fungi; Ascomycota; Sordariomycetes; Hypocreales; Ophiocordycipitaceae. The record is from RefSeq and is a predicted model, not a curated record.